Molecule: messenger RNA, 1027 nt
Organism: Aspergillus uvarum CBS 121591
Lineage: Eukaryota; Fungi; Ascomycota; Eurotiomycetes; Eurotiales; Aspergillaceae
Product: actin-related protein 2/3 complex subunit 5 family protein
Exons: 3
Coding region: 275-859 (194 amino acids)
Biological process (GO): regulation of actin filament polymerization; Arp2/3 complex-mediated actin nucleation
Cellular component (GO): Arp2/3 protein complex; cytoplasm; actin cytoskeleton
Molecular function (GO): actin filament binding
Source: RefSeq, a predicted model, not a curated record
CGCUCAUCUCCAGCUCACUCUCAGUGUUUCGUUAUCGCCUUUGUUUUGUGCAUAGUGGUUUUUCGCAGAUUUUCAUUGAUAACCAGAGCUUGCCUCUUGUCAAUCAGCUAUCCAACCCCAAUUUGAGACAAUCCCACAAUUCCAGCUAAAACCCUCGCAUCUUGACUCCUCAAUCCAAAUAACCAAUUCCUCACCCCAACUACCACCACCACCACCACCACCACCAACCCCCCAUCUCCCACUCCCACCCAAAACAACCCCCCCACCGAAAAAAAUGGCCCAACUCAACUACCGCACAAUCAACAUCGACGUCCUCGACCCGGACGCCUCGAUCAACUUCCCGAUGGACACGCUGCUGCCCGCCACCCUGCCGGCCGCGACGACCUCGAGCGCUGCCGCCGCGGUGGCCGGCGAGGUGCGCCAGCUGCUGCGCGGCGGGGACCCGGCGGCGGCGCUGCGGCACGUGCUGGACACGGCGCCCCUGGGCGGCGACGAGCGCGCCAAGGAGGUCCACCUGGCGGCCGUCACCGAGGUGCUGCAGGGCAUCCGGCAGGCGGAGAUGAGCCGCGUGCUGGAGGAGGUGUGCACCGGCGCGGACGGCGGGGCGGAGCGCGCCGAUUGUUUGAUGAAGUAUCUCUACAAAGGCAUGGCCUCCCCCGUCGCCGGCGGCGCCCAGUCCCCCCGCAAAUCGGUCUCGCCGCAGAGUACGGGCUUCUCGCAGAUCCAGGGCCGUAACCUCGGCGAGAGCGGCGGCGGCGGGCAGCAGAUGAGUGUACUGUUGAGCUGGCAUGAGAAGUUGGUGGAGUUGGUGGGGACGGGGUCGAUUGUGCGGGUGAUGACGGACCGGAGGACGGUCUAGCUUUGAGCUCUUGGGAGUGCGAAUCGUUGCAUUUUCGUGUGGUUAUACUUUUUUUCUCGUGUGUGGGAGAUAGAUGAUAUACCUCGUAUCCCUCUCAUGGUCAACUACUAAGGUUACCGUAUAUAUUGUGCGCCUCUUUUACUUUUUUGCUCUGGACUAUAUCAUACA